This is a messenger RNA of Pleurotus ostreatus (oyster mushroom), 747 nucleotides long. RefSeq lists its product as uncharacterized. Bases 1 to 747 code for a protein of 248 amino acids. Gene Ontology annotation, cellular component: pericentric heterochromatin; nucleus. The transcript is spliced from 5 exons. Gene Ontology annotation, biological process: negative regulation of transcription by RNA polymerase II; chromatin organization. Lineage: Eukaryota; Fungi; Basidiomycota; Agaricomycetes; Agaricales; Pleurotaceae. Gene Ontology annotation, molecular function: chromatin binding. The record is from RefSeq and is a predicted model, not a curated record.
AUGGCACGGGCAGCAUCCGAAGCUGACUCUGAUGACCAGCCGAUAGCCGAGGCUGGUACUGACAAUGAAGCUGGGAACGAGGAGACCCCCGGAAGCGAAGGUGAGGAGGAAUAUGAGAUCGAGGAGAUCAUUGAAGCAAGGAAGGGAAUGUUCCUGGGAGGACGAGCGGGCUACUUCGUGAAAUGGAAGGGCUACUCCAGCGAGCAUAACAGCUGGGUCGACGAGAGAGACGCUGGCAACGCGGCCGACUUGAUUGACACAUUUUGGAAAAAGCAGAAUGCUGCGAAAGCGCGCCGAAAGUCUGGUGCCAGUGAAAGUGCUAGCAGGGCGCUGGCCAGAGACAGGCAGAAGUCUACCAAUCUUUCUGGCGAUGAAUCUGCUGUUACUACCACCAAGAAGCGCGGUCGUACAUCCAAAGCGGCGGACGCGGAAGGUGAUACGAGAACUACGAAAAAGGCCAAGAAACCCGCCAACGGGAAGGCGCAAACUGUUGUCGACGCGAAGGAUAACGACGAUAUAUCGGUGGGGAAUAUGAACCAAUAUAUAGAUAUGCCGGAUUGGGAGCCUCUCAUCCAAUCCGUCGACACGGUUUGCUCCACCGAAGAGGGCCUGCUGGAAGUAUUUUUUACUUUGAACUCGGGCGAGCGUGUGAAGGAGGCCUCAAAAACAUGUAAAGAACGCUUCCCCAACAAGCUCAUCGAUUUUUACGAGGCCCACCUGAAAUGGCGAGCGGUUGAUAGCUCCUAG